UUCUUUUGACAUGACUCGUCUGUCCGUCUGUCUUUCUGGACUGCUUGGAUCUCUCACUCUCUAUUUUCCCAUCUUUCUCUGGCUCAGAGCUCGAUUGCCAUCGGCGCAGCAUUGGUGGGUGUCGGCGGAUCGUCACUAGAGAUAUGCCGACGAAUUUCUUCUAUGAAUGAUCUGUGCAUCUUGAUCAUGUUCUUUGCAUGUCAGAUGGUUUCGUUUCAGUUUCGACAGCUACUGAAAGUUCGAUUCUCUGAGUUGGAAUCCGCAAUUGAAAGCGCCACAUGUCUUUGGGAAUGGCUGCCAACUAGAGCGGGCUUCUUCAGCUGCUAUUUGUACUUGAGUCAGGGCGAGAGUCGAUUAUUGGGGAGUCAAAGCAGAGUAUAUGUUCAUGAAAUUCUUCAUUCAGUUGGCGGCUGUUAAACUUGUAACCACUUGUGCUGAAUUGAGUCUGUCUCGGGCCUGCCAAUCAGCAGCAGGAGUUGGAGCUGGGGCAACCAAUACUUGGCCUCCGCGGGUUCUCGAUACGAUUUACAAGGAUCGACUCCAAACACUCUAUGAUCUUCUUCUUCAUCUUCUGAUCGGACCUUCUAAUGGAUCUUCUGAUGCUCUCAAUGCUGCGGUCGAAGUGGGAAAGACCACGAAUGGAGUUCGACCGGAAGGUCCUGAGAUCGCCAACACAAAGUGCCGCACUGACGAGGUGGAAGCGAAGGAGGCUCAAAGAAGGCUUACUCGCGAAGAUGAUCCAUUGUGCUACACCACGAUGCUCCGGGAGAGUUACGCUGUGAUGCCAGAAACAGCCCCUACAUUGGGUGCUGUGUCUUUUGAGCAGCGAUGGACGCAACAACAGAUUGUGGAAAGAGUAAUUGAGCUUCAGUUUCGACAGGAAGUGAAGCCUUCUCAUGUCCUCUGUUCUGGAUACAGGAAGCUACGGCCAUCUCUCAUAGGGUCAAGUCGAAGACGAGCUCCCGUGGGAUUGGAGUGUCUUUACGGAAAUGCAGCUGUAGACAUUGUGAAUUCUUCGAGCUGGAAAGUUCUUCUCUCACGGGUCGGAGAUUUGGUUAUGCUUCACAUACUUUCGCAUGCAGCCAUUUUUACUCCCUUGCCCAAUGACUGCCUGUUGCAAAUAUCUGGAGCUCCGAUCAGUUCCUCAGUUUCCACAUUUCGGAAGUCUUCACUACUGCAUACCGGAGAAAAAAUGCUUCGAAGCCAUUCCAAAAGGAAGCCAGAAUUGCAGACGUCCUCUGCCCAGUUAAACUUCCGUGGCACAAAAAGAAGUAUGAAACAAGUCUCGCUCGAAGGUUCAUCGUCCUGUAACCACGCUGCUGCUAUUGGAGAAACAAUUCAAGACGCCGCUGCCACUAUGGAGUCUGGUGAUGAUCCAGCUCCUUAUUCCAAAAUGAGAAUUAGUAAAAAGCUUCAACCUAAUUCCAAUGCAGUUGAGAAAAACGUCGAAAAAUCCCUCUGGCCUCAAACAUCUUGUGUCAUAGAUAAAAGCUACCAGGCCAAAAGGAAGGCGCAAGAGACAACCGUCAACGGGGACAUUCACUGGAUGGCUAGGAGUCAUAAUCCAGAUUCCGAAUUUAGAAAACGUAGAAAAUUGGAAGUAAAUCACGUUGAUGCAAUCAGGGAAGCUGAGAACUGCGAGGAGUGUGUCGGAAGGACUACAAAAAGGUCAAAAUUGCCCGUGAACAGAGGGGAAGAUUUCAGUGAACAGCAAACCUUGAACCCCCACCCAACCAUCAGUGAUGGCAUUAAGGCGGAAGUGUUGCAGUUCACAAAAUUUCGUGCAGGAGCCACCAGACGGGAGCAGUUUAACAUAAUACCAAUUUCUACUCCUAGUAAGGUAUCAACGAAUACGAAUGUUUUCAAACCAAGGGAUGGAGGAACGAAUUUGAUACAACUGUCAGAUACUCCUCUCUCAUCAGGAGGGUCUUUUCUCGCAUCUGAAGUUUGUCCAAGUACAGUAGGCUCCUCCCACAGUGAGCCGAAAAUUCCAGACACUAAAAGAACCAAACGAGUAAGACUUCCGAGCUGGAAAAGAAGGAAACUACUGCGAAAAGGUGAAGACGCGUGUUCUCAAGGACUUGAGGGCGGAGUUCAAGAGAAACCGCCAAUCAUCUUGGUGGAAAAGCUUAACACACCGAAAGGAGGUGAGAAGGAUUCUGAGGAGAGGAGGCAAUCAAAACUCCAUGUUUUACCUUCUAAGCAGUAUGUCUCACAAGGGUCAGGCGGUAGUGGAGAGGAAAGAGGCAUGGCACAGGAAGCGGUAGCUCUUUUUACAGAGCCUAGUAAGGUUCGCCAAACGACGAAACGAGAAACUGAUAUUCCAAGUAGACGUACCGGCCCUUCUCACAUGGUCAUCAAUCGAGCAUCCAUUUUUUACAGUUCCAACUUUUCAUGCCAUCCCGGUCUACCUGCUAAUCAUACUCUCAACAAAUUAAAGCCUGAUGAGGCUGGAGCGGAUCAUCUUCACGCUUAUAUCUUCGGUUCUCUUGAUGGCAUGUCAGCUGGCUUAUCCAGUGAUCCGAAUGUAUCUGUGGAUACACCAAAUAGGAGGUCUAUUCGCCUAUUAUUAAAGCAACUUCUUGCCCGUGCGAAGCGCUGUGCAUAUGCCAAGUUGCUCAAUCGCCACUGUCCACUUCCACAAAUGUUGAACUCACAGCUUGCCGAAUCCUCCACUCCUUUCUUGACAGCAGCUACUGCACCGUCUGAAACUCAGGAUGGAUCACAGAGAAGUCAACCUGUUGUUGACAAGCAUGAACGCGAGAAUCUGGAGCAGCAUGUAGAAGUUGAAGAAAUGAUGAAACUACUGCUUGGUCCCAUGUAUCAGCCAAGCGGCACAAGCAUCACCAAACCCUGCGAUCAACUUGAUUAUGUCAGUCAAGCUCAGCUGACACCAAUUCCAAGGAGCGGUGAACAGAAUGCAGGUGGUAACAACAAGCGGUUUGAAGCUGAGAAACACGGAAAGGAUUGUGCUGAUGCUAUCCACACGGCCAGCAUCGUCGCUACCGACAAGACACUGCGAGCAGGACUCGUAGCUUCUUACGCAGAUCACAGCAGUGUCGUUGGGUUUCUCUGGGCCACCUGCAGGAGUAUCAUACCCCCAGAUAUGCUCGGUUCAAAGCGAAGUUGGAGAGCCUUGCGUAGUAGUAUUGCUCAUUUUGUAGGUCUCAGGAGGCAUGAAAAGUUUAAUAUUCAGCUAGCACUUCUCAAAUUGAAGCUCUCCAGCUACUCCUGGCUGACCAUUGCUCCAUCUACUACUGUGGAUAAUAUAUCAAAGGUGAGCUCAAGUAGUGGAGAACGAUCACUGCAGCAGAAAAAACUGGUGUUGUGGCUAUACUGGCUGUUUACCAGUCUCGUGGUGCCUCUCAUCCGGUCUCAUUUUUAUGUUACAGAGAUUGAAAAUCAUAGGCAAAAUGUCUUCUACUAUCGAAAGCCAGUCUGGGCGAAACUCCGCAACAUAGCCUUGAAAGAUCUGACUCAGCGAAACUACAAGAAGCUGAGCAAGAAGUCGGUUUCCGAAGCUCUGGACGGUAAAGCUCUGGGAUUUUCGAAGGUCAGACUGCUACCUAAACGAACAGGAGUGCGGCCAAUAGCAAAUCUUGCAGCUCCUUCUCAAGGUACCUUGAAGUUUAGAGUGAAGCCCGAGAGGCGGCCAACAUUACGUCAGUUAUUUGGAGAUCUUGAAAAACCAUCAGCUCCCAGUAAUGGCCGAGCGAUGAUCCACUGCAACAGUGUUAGCAGCCUUGGUGCUGCCAAGGAUUCAAGUGAAUCGUUCACGGACUUUUCUCCCCAAAAGUCAUGGCAGAGCGCUGCAAUCAGACAAAGUCAUGUAACCACCUAUAUCAAAGAUAGUUCCAUCUCUCCUAAUGGCAAUUCUGCCAGCCCAUUGUUUAGAGCUGCUUCGAAGGAAACGACUCCAUGCAAAUAUGUGCUGCCAGUUGGUGAAGUCAGAAACAGUAGAUUCUCCCGAAAAUUUUUAAAGAGUGUGAAUUUCUCCUUCAGAUCUGUCAACUCUGUUCUAAGAGAUGCAUACUUCUGCCUGAAGCUUGAGAAGGAUUCUUACCCCGAAGACCUGGGAUCCUCUGUUUUUGGAUACAGUGAUAUUCACUCCAAGGUUCUCCCUUUCAUACUUCAAAUCAAAGCCUCUUCAACGACAGUCCCACGCCUGUACAUGGUUGUUUGUGAUGUGACCAAGGCUUAUGAUAGUAUUCAGCAGGAAAAGCUUCUUGAGAUAGUCAGUGAAUACAUGCGCAGCUUCGAUUAUAAUGUGGCUAAGUAUACUUGCGUGACUCCAACUCUGGCUUCUGUUAGAGUCUCUCAUGAAAGAGCACCAACACGAGCUUCCGAGCAUCAACAAUUCUCUCAAUUGGUGCAUGACCUGGCAACCAAGCACUCUCACUGCAUCUUCACGGAUCAGGGAUUUUGCACUAGUGUACGACGUGAGAAAAUCCUGGGUUUGUUGGAAGAACACAUAAAGAACAACAUUGUGCAAAUGGGGAAACAGUUCUAUAAGCAGACAGUCGGUAUACCCCAAGGCAGCAUUUUAUCCUCCAUUCUUUGCUCACUCUUUUAUGGUCACUUUGAAUUGCAGAGGCUGAUGCCUCAUCUACAGUCACGUCUUACAGAGAAAUUACUGUCUUCAAAACGUGCUGGUUCCUUAGCGUCAGCUUGUGGCUUACUACUUCCUCAAGCUGAAAUCUUAGCCACACAGACGGCGGAGAUGGACGUCGAGCACAUGUUGGAAUCAUCAUUCGAUAUGCGGAGUCCAGAUCCAUCAGCUAAAACGCUCAGUAAUGGCUAUUGCAGCUGUUCUGAAUGUCAGAAAAGUGACUCCUCCAGCAUAUUGAAGAACUCUGUUCUCUUGCGCCUCAUAGAUGAUUCCUUUUUCAUCUCUACGUCUGAGGCAGCAGCAACAAUGUUUGUUGAGAACAUGCACAUGGGGUCGGAGGAGUACGGAUGUCAGGCCAAUAAGCGGAAGACAGCGACCAGUUUCUCUGUACAGCUUGGGAAAAGAGUUUUGCCCAAGAAGAUUUAUACUACAGAAGACGGUGCUUGCUUCAUCCGCUGGAGUGGCCUCCUAGUCAACUGCUACACCGUGGAGUUUCAAGCAGAUUACACAAGAUACUCUGGGGAGCACAUCCGGUCUACACUGACGGUGAAGAGGGAGCGGAAUCAGGGCUGGCAUCUCGUGCUGAAAAUGUGCCAAUACAUGAGGCCAAAAUGUCAUGCGUUGUUUUUCGAUCCCCGAAUCAACUCCCCUGCCACCAUCCGACUCAACGCAUUUCAGUCGUUUCUUCUGUGCGCAAUGAAGUUUCACGCGUACAUGUGUUGUCUGCCUCGUGUCACCGGAGACAAUCAGCCAUUUCUGUAUGAAGUGAUCUGCUGUACUAUCAGGUACAUGUACGGUCUUUUGAGGCACAGGAUGGAAACGGUUGGAGCAAAAGCGGUCGAAUAUUUCCCCUUCGUGGAGCUUGAGUGGCUGGCGAUGGUUGCCUUUCACCGGAUACUCAAGAGAAAGCAAUCACGCUAUCGAAUGCUUCUAGCAGCUUUGCAGAUUCAGCUUGAGAAUCCCAAGUACAGGAAGAUGACAUCCUGCCCUCACCUUUCCUCCGCUACGGAUGAGAAGAGAUCGUCCAUGUUUAAAUAUAUAAAAUAUUGAAUUUGCAACUCACUCACUCACUCACUGUACAGACUCAACUUGCGCAAUCUUCGUUUCUCCUCAGAACUAGAGAGCUCAAAAGUUCGUACGUAACAGCUGAUCACUCCAAUCUGAGGCACGUACAUAUUUCUCCAGACCUAGUCCCUCGUCGCCCCGCCCACCAUCCAAAAGUGUCUCAUCGGAGUCACCAAAGUCGAGCAGUGGAGUAAGUAAUGGCAAUCUCUUGCACUCCGCUGCAUGAAUUUCUUUAACUGACCGUUCCUGGCUUCAGCCUCUCUCUACUUUCUGACGGAAUGAGAAGUGAUAUGAAUAGAAGCAACACUGAAGUCGAGAAAACUAGAGCUACAUUCAAGAUGGAAAGGUCGAUCUCAGCAAUAAUCGUGGAACGACGACCGCCGAAGCAGGAAGGCGACACAUGUCUCCUUGAGCUCUACAAUGUCCCGGUGCCAGGAACGUGGCACUCCCACUUCUCGGCACCGAGAAGUUUCGUGACACCAAAAGGUGGAACCGUGCUAGUUUUGACUUCUGUAUGUCCUAAAAGUAGAGAAACUCCCAGACUCUCACAGCCUGGUCCUGUAAUGUCAAUGUCGGUACAACGAGAUGGCCUCCGUUUUGGACGUCCUUGGACGACAAGCCCUCUAUUCGAUAACCACAAUACUGACUGAUUCAUAGGUCCCACAUAAUCCGAGGUUUCAGACCUGGGUUUGACAGAUCCGUGUUAUAAUACUUCUCGGUAAGGACAGAUGCCAAGAUCUCUCGUAGAUCUCUCGAUUAACGAAUGCAACGUACGUCGUAAGGAAUCGCAAAGCGAGAACAGUGAAGGCGAGGAUGGGGCGGCCAUCUUUCUGGGGUGACAAGGAGCAUGCCUAGAAAUAUCUGUCUGCUCAGAGUCCUGACCUAGGCAGGAGUGUGCCCUCGGCAUCUGAUUGGGAUUUAUUAGUCGAGCUGCCCUCCUUUCCAAGUUUGUGGGGGCUCAACAUCUUGUGCAUCUUUCUUGUUGUGGUAAACUUUCCCCACGAAGACGUGCAGUGUCCUUGAAUGGUGUCAUUCCUGUACGGCUGCACUCGAGCUGGUGCACAGGAUGGGUGCCCGGGUUUGGCAGGUGUCGAGAGUAGAAACUCCAAAAGCUUGAGCAUGCCAGCCUAGGUCGAAAUUGUAAUAGGCUCGUUGGUUGGUGAUGGGAACGAAGAGUCGAGUUACGUCACCUUGCAGACGCAUCAUCCAGUAGAGUACAGCGGUUUGGAGUCUCAGAAACUCAUAAUACCUGCAGUACAAGUUUAGGAGCUCUGUAAGUUGAGGCGAGCCGAGGCCGCCUGCUUCUCACAAUCUCCCAUCGACAGACAU
Messenger RNA from Marchantia polymorpha subsp. ruderalis, 7003 nucleotides. The record is from the annotation of a GenBank genome assembly. Lineage: Eukaryota; Viridiplantae; Streptophyta; Marchantiopsida; Marchantiales; Marchantiaceae.